CAAAAGUGACAGGGCUGCCGAUCCAAUCGCCUAACUUUACGAAGCGGCAAUACCAGUGGAUAUUGCUCGCUGCACUGCGAGAUCAUACUGUACAUAGAUCACAAAUCGAGCGGUAUUGCUGGCUGCGGCGGUAAACACAAUUUAUAGUUGAUUUCCGCCAGCUGGACGUUAUUUGCAACAAGUCUUGGCGGAGGCAACAGCAUGCGCCUCAUUACGCUCGCAAUAGCAGCGCGCGCAUGGAUCGCAGCGCUGGCAUUGGUCUCGCCGCCGGCGCAUCGCUGGUCGGCAGCGCCGCCAGCGCCUCGACGGCCGACAGCGCUGCGCAGCACGACGACGACGGAUACCGAUGCCGAACCCAUCACCAUCGAGACCGUCGACGACCUCCUCGACGCCCCGCAAGUCAACUGCGCGCGAGGUGUGUGUGUGAUCGACGAGACGGAGCCGGAGGUGUGUGAAUUUGACGAGAAUAUGGAGGAGAUUGUCUGCGUGCCGGCGGAGACGCCGCUCUGGCCCAAAGCUUUGCUGCUCGGAUCGUCCGUGUUGUAUGGGACGAACUUCGCUCUGGGGCGACUCAUGAACGACGCGCUGCCGGCGGCCGCGUCGACGUCGGCGCGCUUCGUGUUAGCGGGCGUCGCCCUCUUCCCCUUUUUAUUGAGGCUGGCGCCGAACUUGCGAAGGGACGCUCUGGUUUGUGGCUGCUUCACGGCGCUAGGCUACGUGACGCAAUCUUUAGCAUUAGUCGACACGCCGGCCGCGACCGUCGCAUUUUUGGGAGCGCUGACCGUCGUCGUGUGCCCCACGUGCGCCUUCCUCGUGGAGAAGCGGACGGACCUAGGGUUUCGCGAUGCCCCGCAAGUCUGGGUCGCGGCCAUCUUGGCCUUGGUCGGCGUCGGGUUUCUUGAAUUACCGUCAGUACUAGCGGGCGGCGGCGACCUGCUGUCGGCGGGCGACGCGUUGAGUGUCUUGCAGGCCGUGGGCUUCGGGACGUCGUUCUACUUAACCGAAAGGAUGAUGCAGAAGGAGCCGACGCAAGCUCUCUCGAUCACGGCGGCGCAGGUUUCGGUGACCGCAUUCAUUUCCGCCGUCUGGGCGUUUUGUGAUGGGUAUGGAAUAGGCCCCUUCGACGGGGGCUGGCUCUUGGACGAUACGUUGAGAGCGACGCACACGAUCCCGGGGUUGUUCCUGGACCCGUCACUACGCGCGGUCGCCGCGGCGGCGGCGUGGACCGGUUUGGUCACAACUGCAGCGAACCGCGUCGCCGAGACGACGGCGCUGGGCCAGGUCACGUCGUCGGAAGCUUCUGUAUUAUUAGCGACGGAGCCGCUCUGGGCCGCGGUCUUCGGCGCGCUCCUCAUCAACGAAGCGUUGGAACCCGAGGACAUCGCUGGUGGGGCAUUAAUUUGCGCGGCGUGCGUGACGGCGGCGCAGGACCGGGACACGAUGCGGCGGUUUUUGAGGUUGGAUGAGUCCUCGCGCGAGGACACAUCUAGUACUACGAGUAAGUCUUAGUCCAGGG
Messenger RNA from Pelagomonas calceolata, 1516 nucleotides. Lineage: Eukaryota; Pelagophyceae; Pelagomonadales; Pelagomonadaceae. The record is from the annotation of a GenBank genome assembly.